Molecule: messenger RNA, 486 nt
Organism: Gloeophyllum trabeum ATCC 11539
Lineage: Eukaryota; Fungi; Basidiomycota; Agaricomycetes; Gloeophyllales; Gloeophyllaceae
Exons: 1
Coding region: 1-486 (161 amino acids)
Source: RefSeq, a predicted model, not a curated record
AUGCUCAGCGUGCAUACAAUCAUCAUCGCCAUCUCCCUGGCCACCCUCUCCCCGCUCAUCGCAGCCGGCCCCUCAAUCGACCCGAGUGACGGCCUCGUCUUCUGCGACCAAGGCGAUAGAGGCAUUUCGAAAGCCUUCGCACAGCACAUUGUCAACAACAUCGACACGAGCAAGACCGACUUCGGUGUGCCCGGGAACGACAAGGACUUCAACUUCGGCACGAACUGCCUGAGCACCAGCCACACCGGCAGUCAGUCCUGCUGCCAGGUAGCGUUCGUAAAUGACGACGGAAACCAGGGCACGGUAACGAUGACCUCCAACAAGAAAUCGACGGGCUUCGACGCCCUUGGGGGUAAAACUGACGGGGCUACGCUGAAGCGUCUCGCGACGGAAGUCCUGAACAAUUGCUGGACUGUCGCUGGUGACCAUUCUGGGAGGUGGGCGGGGGAUGGGUUCCAGGUCGGGUUGAGUGGGGGCACUUGCUAA